AUGGAUUCAGACACAGCCGUUCAGCUCCUGAAGGCCCAGCAGCAAGUGUGGGACCACUCCUUCGCAUACGUCAAGACAAUGGCUGUCCAGUUUGCUAUCGAACUGGACAUCCCAAGCGUGGUCCAGAGCCACGGCAAGCCCAUCACCAUCGGCGAGCUUGCCGCGGCCCUGAAAAUAGCACCGGCAAGAGCCCCUUUCCUCGGCCGCCUCAUGCGGAUGCUAGCCCACUUGGGCUACUUCGUGGAAAAUUUUAAAGACGGUGAUGAUGAAACGGCGGCCAGCUAUUCCCCAACAGAGAUGUGCGGUUUUUUGGUCAACGACAACCCUUUCAACACAGUAUCGUGGCUCCUCCUAGCCAACGACCCAGUCUUGGUGGACCCGUGGCGCUCCCUCAGCGCUUGGAUUCGUCAACCCACAACCGGCGGCGCUGCUCACAACGGGAAGAAGCUGUACGAGGUGUGCGGGGAGGACCCGCGGGUCGGGAAGCUGCUGGGCGAAGGGACCGGGAGGGACAGCUGGCUGUUCAGCAAGGCGCUGGUGGCCAAGUGUGGGUCCCACUUCCAGGGCCUCAAGUCCAUCGUGGAUGUCGGCGGGAACACGGGCACCACUUCCAAGGCCGUCGCUGAGGCCUUCCCGGAGAUUCACUGCACCGUCUUCGAUCUUGCCCAGGUGGUCUCUGCUCUGGAACCUACCCAACCCAAUCUCAGCUACGUUGCUGGUGACAUGUUUCAGAAAAUCCCGCCAGCAGAUGCUGUCUUCCUCAAGUGGGUACUGUGCGAUUGGGGCGACGAAUCAUGUGUGAAGAUACUGAAGCAAGCCAAGGAAGCGGUGACCAGCAAUGGUAAGGGAAAGGUGAUGAUAGCAGACAUGGUAGUGGGGCACCAAAGCUGCAGCGAUCGCGACGCCACUGAAACACUCUUGAGUUUUGACCUGGUAAUCAUGAUGGCUGCUGAGGGGAAGAUCAGAACAGAAGCACAGUUCGCCAAGCUCUUCUCCGAAGCUGGAUUCACCAGUUACACCAUCACCCCAGUUUGCGGCCUACGAGUCCUCAUUCAACUCUAUCCUUAA
Molecule: messenger RNA, 1068 nt
Organism: Linum tenue
Lineage: Eukaryota; Viridiplantae; Streptophyta; Magnoliopsida; Malpighiales; Linaceae
Source: the annotation of a GenBank genome assembly